AUGAGGGCUCUGGACUGUUUCCUCUUUACCUGUUGCCUCUGUGGCCUAUGCGUAAUUGGAGGGGCAUCCGAAGUUGAGAACACGCUGAUGAAGAAACUGUUCUCUUCGUACAACCUGAAAGUGCGUCCAGCAGAGACGGCGACGGGCAAGGUCGUUGUCAGGGUGGGCAUGACCUUGGCCUCCUUCGUUGGCUUGAACAUGAAAGACGAAGAGAUGAACACGAUCGUAAUUAUGAACAUGGAGUGGAAAGAUCACCGUCUUUCCUGGAACCCCAGAGACUAUUCCAACGUCGAUGUGUUACGAAUCCCAGCGGGGAAAGUAUGGCUCCCUGACAUUGUCCUCAUCAACAAUAACGACGGGGUGUUUGACGUGGCUCUACGCGUCCACGUGCAGGUCUACAGCAACGGCACAGUGACCUGGACCCCCCCUGCCCUGUAUCGCAGCUCCUGCGGGGUAAAGGUGACAUACUUUCCGUUUGACUGGCAGAACUGCACCAUGGUCUUCCGGUCUUACACGUAUGACGCCUCUGAGGUGGACCUGCAGCCCGCUCUGGAUAAGAAGGGGAGGGAGAUCCGCGAGAUCAUCUUUGACACAAGCUUCAGUGAAAGCGGCGAGUGGUACAUCCGACACCAGCCCACGAGGAAGAACGUGCGUGACGACCUGUAUGAGGACAUCACCUUUUACCUGAUUAUAGAGAGGAAGCCAUUGUACUACGUUUUCAACAUCAUCCUGCCCUGCAUCCUCAUCACCGUCAUCGCUAUCUUCAACUUCUACCUGCCUCCCGACGCCGGAGAGAAGAUGGGCCUGUCCAUUAAUGUUCUGCUGACCCUCACUGUGUUCCUAUUGCUGCUGGCGGACAAAGUUCCAGAAACUUCUCUGGGGGUUCCCAUCAUCGUCAACUACCUCAUGUUCACUAUGAUCCUGGUCACCUUCUCCGUCAUCCUCAGCGUGGUGGUGCUCAACCUCCACCACCGCUCCCCCAACACCCAUGAAAUGCCCCUGUGGGUUCGCAGGAUCUUUAUCCAUAUUCUGCCUCAGUACCUGGGUCUCUUGAGGCCAAAAGUGGAAACUCCCCUAUCUCUGGAACGCCCCCCCAAGAAGGAGAGCCCGAAGGCUAUCAGACACGCUCCUGACGAAUACUUCAUCCGCAGACCCAACAUCCCUCUCUUUCCCAAACCUAACAGGUACCAACCCGAGGGGAUGUGCACAGAUUUAAGGAAGUUCAUCAACGGGCCGAGCCACUACGUCACCCUUCCCCCUGAUCUCAGAUCAGCCAUUCACUCCAUCACCUACAUCGCCGAGCAGCUUCAGGCUGAAAAGGACUAUGAAGCGCUGAAAGAAGACUGGCAAUACGUCGCUAUGGUGGUGGACCGACUGUUCCUCUGGAUCUUUGUGAUCUUCACCACGGUUGGCACGUUGGCCAUCUUCGCUGAUGCCAGCUUUAAUGCCACCCCCAGCGAUCCUUUCAUGGGCUCCUGA
This is a messenger RNA of Chanos chanos (milkfish), 1479 nucleotides long. It is a transcript of the gene chrnb1, whose product is annotated as cholinergic receptor, nicotinic, beta 1 (muscle). Lineage: Eukaryota; Metazoa; Chordata; Actinopteri; Gonorynchiformes; Chanidae. Gene Ontology annotation, molecular function: transmembrane signaling receptor activity; acetylcholine-gated monoatomic cation-selective channel activity. Bases 1 to 1479 code for a protein of 492 amino acids. Gene Ontology annotation, cellular component: postsynaptic membrane. Gene Ontology annotation, biological process: monoatomic ion transmembrane transport. The record is from RefSeq and is a predicted model, not a curated record. The transcript is spliced from 11 exons.